GAUGCUUUAUCAGCAGAGAUGUACUGUCGCGUCUUUGGUGCUUUUACGCUGAAAGCCCGGGGACCGGAAGUAGUUGCUAUUGCUAGGCGCCGGUGCGCGGCUUGACUCAGCGACGCUCCUGCCCAGACUUUCGUUUUCCUUUCUUUUGCCUGAAACUGUGUCGAUGUUGGCAGAUUGAAGAAAACAUGGCUGGCUUAGAGGUGUUGUACACCUGUGUCGCAGGUAACAUCACCUGCCCGCAGGAUGCUGUUGUGUGUUUCGUUCACUGGGAGCUGAUAAAGAGCGGGUACAGGUGCAUCGGCUCAGGAGACGAGCCCCGCGGCACUGAUAAGAAGUCCGAGCUGCUGCCCGCUGACUGGAGCAGCAACAAAGAGUUGUACAGUCUGCGAUACAAAGCCAACAACAGCGACACCCAAAUGCUCCUCAAGGCCAUCACUGUCGACUCCACCUUGAUCUUCAACCUGAUGAACUCCAGCACGCAGCAGGUGUCGGACCUGACGGUGAACAUCAACGAUCAUGUGAGCGGUGAACAGCUGGACGCCUUUGACAGUGUGUUCAAGGAUGCAGACAGUUUGUCAGAGAAGGUGAAGACUCAGCUGCUGCCCCCCCAGGACAGGCCGACGGGACAGAGAGCAGAGAGGAAGAGUCGGAGGGACGAGGAAGAGGAGGCGCAGAGAAGACGAGGAGAGGACAGCGACCCCCUCCGAAUGCCCAGCAGAAAUCCUCGCCAGGGGGCACGCCCUCACUGGCCUGACCCCAUGGUCCCUCCGUUUGCAGCUGGAGGAGCAGAUCUGGAUCCUUUGGGGUCUCGCGGUGGUGGUGGGAUGAUAGUCGACCCCUUGAGGUCAGGUUAUCCUCGCUCUGGCUUUGACCCGUCUAGCGGGAUACCAGACAUCCUGCCUCCUGGAGCCGUUCCCCCCGGAGCUCGCUUCGAUCCGUUUGGACCCAUCGGACGUCACAGACCAGGGCCGGAUCCAGACCACAUGCCCCCACCUGGCUACGAUGACAUGUUCAUGUAGCACCCCGCAGUGUUUCCUGUUUCCUGCUCACAUCAGCAUCUUUUCUUCUGGCUCCUCCUUUGGUUCAUCCGUGUUAGUGGCCUGAAGGCUUUUGGUUUGUUUUCUGAUUGUUCCUUUCAUAAGAGUUCAGCCUUUUAAUCUAAAUAUAACAAAAGUUCAGUUACUGCUGUAAAUGUUGUCUCAGAUAUCCUGACUUUGGAAGAAAGGCUGCUCUAAGGUGAAAGACUCCCUCGUGCUUCAUAAACUUUGCUGAGCAGCAUCAUUUUUGUGGAGCAUUAACAAAGAAGGAAACCUGUCAAUCCUUUGCCUCACAAACAGUCCAUCCCCUCAGACUCCAUCGAGCAGUCUAUUAAUGAAAGAGGGAAUUUUUUUACAUUUCUGAUGUGAAAAUACUAAAAACACUGAAAUGUGGUUCCUUACAGCUGGUUUUUGUUUGGAUUGUUGUUGAUUGAACAAGUCUAAUAAUCUCAGUAAUAAAUGCUGAAUAAAAACCCUUUGACUAAA
Molecule: messenger RNA, 1523 nt
Organism: Archocentrus centrarchus (flier cichlid)
Lineage: Eukaryota; Metazoa; Chordata; Actinopteri; Cichliformes; Cichlidae
Gene: psmf1
Product: proteasome inhibitor subunit 1
Exons: 7
Coding region: 186-1019 (277 amino acids)
Biological process (GO): proteasome-mediated ubiquitin-dependent protein catabolic process
Molecular function (GO): proteasome binding; endopeptidase inhibitor activity
Source: RefSeq, a predicted model, not a curated record